Messenger RNA from Thermothielavioides terrestris NRRL 8126, 1818 nucleotides. RefSeq lists its product as uncharacterized. The record is from RefSeq and is a predicted model, not a curated record. Bases 1 to 1818 code for a protein of 605 amino acids. The transcript is spliced from 3 exons. Lineage: Eukaryota; Fungi; Ascomycota; Sordariomycetes; Sordariales; Chaetomiaceae.
AUGUCUUUCGACCCAAUGUCUCUGAAGCACGGCAUCCCGGCCUACGGCAGCGGAUACUUUCCUGACGAGGCCGAGAGUACUACCAGAGACGACCAGCCAACGACGGGCAGCGGCACCUCGUGCUCCUCUGGCUCGUCCUAUCUCUCGCAUUAUUCCGCUUCGACAGAGCCGAGACCCGCCUACCAUGGUCCCAGCGCAAACAUGCCGGCGGGCUCUGAGCUGCUGGAUGCUCCAGCCUGGACGCCGGUGCCGCACAGCCUCCCAAGCCUCCCACUCCUCAGCCCGUUUGCGCCACAUCACCCACACGGCGGGGACCACGGCUGGGAUCCCAUGCACCAGACCGUCAACCCGCUCGUGCAGCAAUAUAGCCACCACACGUUGGGCAUCCACGCCAGCAUGGUCCCUCAGACCGUCUUCAGGCCCGGCGCGGCAGCGCACGACCUGCCCCUGGCACCGGCGGCUGAAAAAGACGCCGCCAGCAGCGCCUCCAAGCUGUUCGCAUCGUCGCGGGACAUGCUCGAAGCGAUGGUGCUGAGCGACGAGCCCAACCAAGCCUCGUGGAACGUCUUGUCGCCGUCGGGAGGCCCGGCCGCGUACGGCGAGCCGCGUUGCAUCGAUGUCUCAGAGCCAGACGUCGGCAGCGGCGGCGCCUGGGCAGAGCCCGCCGCCGGCGACAGCAGGACCGUGUCUCCCAAGAUGCUGCGGAUCCGGCAGACGCCUUCGCCGGCCUCCUCCUACGAGUCCAUGCACACAGGCUUCCUGACCGGGGCCGGGGCGUCCGCUCCCUACACCCUCAACAACGCCCGGCCUCUUGCCACGGUCGAGCCGGUGCCGUCAUCCCACCAUGCAGCGAAGCACGCCAACAAAGGCCGCAAGCUGCUGCCCGAUGCUCGCAGCCAGCGCACGCGGCCGCGCCAGCAGGGCGACAUGUCCCAACUCCAACCCACCGGCCAGGCCUCCUCCUCCCCUGGCUCCCCGCUCCCGAAGCUGACCGAUCUGCGCCCGAUGGCUAAAAUCUCCCCGGCACCAAGCAUGUUUCCCCCUCCUUCACCACCCUCGCCAUCCACGUCGCCACUGCCGCCGCUUACCACGUCCGGGCAUACCCCACGCGCGGUCCCGGCCGGAUCCAAAUCCAAAGCCAAAGCCAAGGCCAAAUCCAAAGCCAGCGCCGGCGGCAGCGGCAGCAGCAGCGCCGACAACAAUCGCAACAGGAAUAGCAACAGCAGCAGCAACGACAACGACAAGCCGGAGCUGCUGCCGGACCGGUCGUCCAAGGACGACUUCCUGGUGCGGCAGAAGCAGCUGGGCAUGACGUACAAGGAGAUCCGGCGCAUGGGCGGCUUCACCGAGGCCGAGUCGACGCUGCGCGGGCGGUACCGCACGCUGACCAAGAGCCGCGAGGCGCGGGUCCGGAAGCCCGAGUGGGGGGAGAAGGAUCUCCGCCUCCUCGAACAAGCCGUCCUCGCACUGGCUUCAUACCCGCACUCUUCGCACUCUUCACACCCACACUCUUCGCACCCGCACCCGCACCCGCACUCGCACGCAGACCAACUGCAGCAGCUGCGCGGCGCCAAGGUGCCCUGGAAGAAGGUGGCCGAGUACAUCGUGGCGCACGGCGGGUCGUACCACUUUGGCAACUCGACGUGCCGCAAGCGGUGGGACGAGCUGGUGCGCGAGCGCGAGGAGGCGCGCCGCGGCCGGGGCGCGGCGCGGCCGCGGGCUUUUUUUGGUGAUGGCAACGUCCAGCAAGAUGGGGGUGCGGGUGCGGGUGCGGGCGUGGAGGGUGCUGAUGCUGAGGGGGAGGCGGCGGUUGAGUGA